Drosophila melanogaster (fruit fly) is the source of this 489-nucleotide messenger RNA. RefSeq lists its product as uncharacterized. The record is from RefSeq and is marked reviewed. The transcript has a single exon. Lineage: Eukaryota; Metazoa; Arthropoda; Insecta; Diptera; Drosophilidae. Bases 24 to 377 code for a protein of 117 amino acids.
CAAAUGCGUCAAAGACAUUCAGCAUGCGCUUCUCGAUCGUAAUUGUUCUUUCCGUCCUAGGAUGCCUCCUGCUUAGCCAGGAGGGCAGUAGCAGCACAUCUACAUCCUCGACGACGACCACAACCACCGACUCCUCUGCCACCACUACCACGGCUUCGUCCGCCACCACUACCACCACUGCCUCUUCCGCAUCCACCACGACCACUGCCUCCUCCUCAUCCUCUUCCUCUGCGGAGGCCAGGAGGCGCAGGCGCGCCCGUCGCCGUCGUCUGGCGCGUGAGAGGCAACGAAGGGAGCGCAGAAGGCAGCGCAGGACUCAGAGGCUGCGCCAGCAACUGGAGAAUCAACGUCGACAGAUCAACCAGCUGAGCGGAUGAAGGUCUUCGGAAAGACUCGGCUUAUGACAAUUUAGGAAAAGCUGUUGUAAAUAUGUGAAAGCUAAAUUCUUUCAUUGUUCAAGUUCGCCAAGAUAAUAAAACAUUUGAUUGU